CAGGCUGAGUGUGAAUCCGAGCAUCGACAUUAACAGCAGCGUUGAGCCACACAGCUGAUCGGAGCCCAGAUCCAGACAGGAGUCUGGACACGAUGUGAAGCAGACAGGCUGUGGCUGCACUGCAAUGGAGGAGCAGACGCUGGACCGGACUGGGUGACUGGAAACCAUUAGCCGCCUGGUGGGGAUCGACGCUGCCGCUGCUGGCUGCAACACACGAGUGGAGGAGCUGACACAGUGGUUUAUACAGCAGAGCUGUGAGAGUGACUGACCCCUCAACACUUCUCCCCUAGGGUUUUACAGUACCAGCCAUGCCGCCCCCUGUUGACAUCGUAAAGGUGGCUAUUGAAUGGCCAGGUGCUAAUGCUCAGCUCAUAGAGAUGGACCAGAAAAGACCUUUGUCCUCAAUAAUACGAGAAGUGUGUGAUGGCUGGUCUUUGUCAGGCGCAGAGCAGUUUGCCCUGCGUUAUGCUGACGGCCCUCAGCUUUAUAUCACUGAGCAGAGUCGUGGUGAAAUCAAAAACGGGACCAUCCUUCGAUUAGCCAUUUCUCCUGGGCGUGCUGCUCGUCAGCUCCUGGAGAGGAUCCAGUCCCACGGCAUCGACGCACGCCUCGAGGCUCUGAAAGAGCUCGCCAAGCUGUCUGCAGAUCCAACCUUUGCCGCAGAGUUCAUCAACAUGGAAGGCAUCGGGACUCUGGCCCGUCUUGUCGAGAGUGGCACCCACUUCGGUGAAAUGCUGGCCUUCACUCUCACUGCCUUUCUGGAGCUAAUGGAUCAUGGCAUUGUGUCCUGGGACCUCAUCUCUCUGUCCUUCAUCAAACAGAUUGCGGGUUAUGUGAACCAGCCAAUGGUGGAUGUGUCCAUCCUUCAGCGUUCUCUGGCGAUCCUGGAGAGCAUGGUCCUCAACAGCCACAGCCUCUACCACCGAGUGGCCCAGGAGAUCACCGUGGGACAGCUCAUCGGGCAUCUGCAAGUGUCGAACCAGGAGAUCCAGACGUACGCCAUCGCUCUCAUCAAUGCUCUUUUCCUGAAGGCACCAGAGGACAGACGACAGGAGGAGUAUACUAACCCACUGGAGCAGCACCUCACUGAAAUGGCGAGCACUUUGGCCCAGAAACACUUGCGAUCCAUCAUCCUCAACCAUGUUAUAAGAGGAAAUCGACCAAUUAAAGCUGAAAUGGCACACCAGUUGUAUGUGCUGCAGGUGUUGACCUUUAACCUCUUGGAAGAGAGAAUGAUGACCAAAAUGGAUCCUAAUGAUCAGACCCAGAGAGAUAUCAUCUUUGAGCUGCGUAGGAUCGCCUUUGAUGGAGAAAAUGACCCCACGGGCACAGAGAAGAGAAAGGCCAUGUACACCAAGGACUACAAGAUGCUGGGUUUUACUAACCAUGUGAACCCAGCGAUGGAUUUCACCCAGACUCCUCCAGGGAUGCUGGCUCUGGACAACAUGCUGUACCUGGCCAAAGUUCACCAGGACACGUACAUCAGGAUUGUCCUGGAGAACAGUAGCCGAGAGGACAAACACGAAUGUCCCUUCGGCCGGUGUGCCAUCGAACUCACUCGAAUGUUGUGCGAGAUCCUCCAGGUUGGAGAGUUACCUAACGAGGGCUGCAACGACUACCACCCAAUGUUCUUUACCCAUGACCGGGCGUGGGAGGAGUUCUUCUGUGUCUGCAUUCAGCUGCUUAAUAAAACCUGGAAGGAGAUGAGGGCCACAGCCGAGGACUUCAACAAGGUGAUGCAGGUGGUGCGUGAGCAGAUCACCAGAGCUCUGGCCAUGAAGCCGUCAUCUUUAGACCAGCUGAAGAAUAAACUGAGAGGCCUCAACUACUCAGAGAUCCUGCGUCUGCGGCAGUCGGAGAGAAUGAGCCAGGAUGACUUCCAGUCUCCACCUAUCAUCGAGCUGCGAGAGAGAAUUCAGCCCGAGAUCUUAGAGCUCAUCAAGCAACAGCGAUUCAACCGGCUGUGUGAGGGAAGCUGCUUCCGUAAGCUGGGGAACCGCCGAAGGCAAGAGAAGUUUUGGUUCUGCAGACUCUCUCUGAAUCACAAAGUGCUGCACUACGGGGACCUGGAUGAGUCGCCUCAGGGUGAGGUGCCUUUUGAACUCCUCAGUGACAAGAUUCCCGUAUCAGAUAUCAAGUCCGUGGUAACUGGGAAAGACUGUCCUCAUAUGAAAGAAAAAAGUGCUCUCAAACAAAACAAGGAGGUGCUGGAGUUGGCCUUCUCUGUCCUCUACGAUCCCGAUGAGACGCUCAACUUUGUUGCACCAAACAAGUAUGAGUACUGCAUUUGGACCGACGGCCUGUGUGCGCUGCUGGGCAGAGAGAUGGGCAGCGACCUCACGCGCAGUGACCUGGAUACUCUCAUCAGCAUGGAAAUGAAGCUCCGCCUCCUCGACCUUGAGAACAUCACAAUCCCGGAAGCCCCUCCCCCUGUCCCGAAGGAGCCUAGCUCGUACAACUUCACCUACAACUACAGCUGAGAUGUGUGUGUGUGUGUGUGCGUGGGAGUGUGGGCGCGAGUGUGCAUUUUCGCUGCAUGUGUUUGUUUGUUCAGGAUGAGGAUACUUGCUCUGUUGACGAGUUUACCUGCAAGUAUUUCCCCCAGAAAAGGCUACUUUUGAAUAUUACUUUUCACAUCAUCGGAGCCUUCGGUUCGUCUCUGUGUUCUUAAUGCCGUAUGGUUCAUAUAGAAGAAAUGUGUUUAUAGCUUCAGAGGGAGGUCAGAGGUCAUGGUUCUUUUACAGAGAAGUUCUCCUGGAGCUGGUAGAGAUUUAGUGAUUGGAUCUUAUUUAUCAGUUUAACACUCUGUUCCUCAUUGUGCUGCUUUCUGAUGGUUGAGCAAGAAAAAUCAAAGAAACAAAUGUAUCAGAGAAGAAGGGAAAGAAGCAGUGAAGGUGAAAGGAUAAUCUGCUCUGCACAGUUUGUUACUAUUAUAAUCUAAAUAAUUCUGUGACAGAACCGUGUUGGACUACUUAUGAUUAUUUGAAUGAUUCACUGAUAUACAGAUUAAUGUAUCUUAUACAGAUUGAUGUAUCGUUUUCUCUAUAAAAUUUAGAAACCUUUAAUCAAACAGAAAAAUGUAUUAAUAAUCUAAUGAUAGAUUGAAUCUAAAAAAUCAUGGGAAAAUGUGAAUCACUUUCCCCACAGCCCAAUUUGAAAAUAAUGAGAGUACUUGUUUUGUUUCAAAGCCCAAAGAUCUUCAGUGCGCUGUAAUGAAAUCUAAAGAAAACCAACAGAGUCAUAUUUAAGAAGCUGAAAAACUAUAAACUAACUAUAUUUCUAACACUUUAAAUGUACCAUUAAAAAUAAUCAUUAUAAAUGAUGCUGAUGCUUGCUCUCGUCGUUAUAGUUUGACUGUAAAGUACAUUUUAGGCUAUAGAACAGAUUUGACUCACUGCACUAAUACGAUGUGUGGAGAGGUCCAGCAACUUGUCUCUGUAGUUUUUAAUGAUAAGUGCUGUAGGGGAAAAGAACAGGAGAUGCUCAGGAGAGGGCAAGUUAGGCUCUUUGGGUUUUCACUGAAAACUUGUCCCAAGGCUGUUAAUGGGUCAUGGAGAAAGUCGGGAGGGUUCAUUUUGUUUAGUAACUUUACAGUUAUUUCACACAUUGGCAAGAAAAAACAACUAAUACAUGUAACUGCUUCACAUUCUUAUCAAGAGAUCUUUUAAUUGUCUCCUAAUCCACUGAUCAGUUAACUGACUAAUACAUAUUCACUUUAAACUAAAUACAGUAACUGUCGUUUGUUUACUCAUUCAUGCUGCCUCACUUUGUUUUACUCACUUUUCUGCUCCGAGUAUUAAAACUUUUUUGUAGUCAUUUUCAAUAAAAUGUCAAUAUAUCCCACUGAAAUGAAACUAUCCAAGUAGGUGAAGACUCAUGAAGAUGCUCUUGCUUAUCACACGUGUGUAUGUUUUGUAUUUAUGUGUAUGUGUGUGGAUUAUGAGAUUUUGUGUCUUUUGUGUUAAGAGAUGUAACAAAACUUUCAUGAUAAAAGUCAGGAUCAAAGCUCUGACAUCCAACACAUAAGAACCUUUCUUUUCCAAUCAUAGUCACUGCAUUGCCUUAUCAAACACUCACUAAAUAUUUUGCGCAUCAUUAGCAUUCAUAAGCAGUAUAUGAAUGGUUUACUGUAAUACACAAAAUCACACAAUAUAAUGCAGUUGUAGCCAAUAGCAGGAGAGUAUUAAGCAUUUAUAAAUGUUUUUAUUAACAACUUUAACUUUUCUUUUGAACAUUUAUUGAUAUACAUAUAUUAACA
This is a messenger RNA of Limanda limanda (common dab), 4258 nucleotides long. It is a transcript of the gene elmo2, whose product is annotated as engulfment and cell motility 2. The record is from RefSeq and is a predicted model, not a curated record. Bases 309 to 2480 code for a protein of 723 amino acids. NCBI's taxonomy places the organism in Eukaryota, Metazoa, Chordata, Actinopteri, Pleuronectiformes, Pleuronectidae. Gene Ontology annotation, biological process: actin filament organization; cell motility. The transcript is spliced from 23 exons.